AUGGAGCCCGAUAAGCCUUACAUCUACCCUCUACAGGGCCAACAUACACAUACCUUCAUCAUGUUACAUGGACGUGGGGGCAACGGCGCCGAGUUUUGCGAGCAGCUGUUUUGGUCUGUCACCUCGCAGAUGAAGAAUUUACCCGACAGCUUUCCCAACUUCCGCUGGGUAUUUCCAAGCUCAGACAUUCGUUUCAGCACUAUGUCUCAAGAGCAAGAGCAGUCCUGGUUUGAUGUCUACUCUCUAACGGACCCCGACACACAACCAGAACUCCAAGUGGAAGGCCUUAGAGAGUCCGUCUUGAAGAUCCUAGAUAUCCUGAAUGAUGAAAUAGAGCUCGUUGGUGAUCCAAGACGCGUCUUUCUCGGAGGCAUCAGCCAGGGGAUGGCGACUGCAUUGUGGACCUUCCUUUGCGCACCAGGCCGCAUCAAAGGACCUCUCGGGGGAGUUGUAGGAUUCUGUGGCUGGCUGCCUUUUGCUGAACCGGCAGAGACUUUGAUUCAACGCCAGCAAGCAGAGAAAUUGCUUCGGCAAUACUCGAUCAGCGGCACUACGCUUUUGAGUGAAUCUAGUAGGCUUGACAAGCGACUCCAGCUAUCGAAGCUAUUCCUCGACACCAUUGCCGGUCCCGACGUCCAUCAAGUUACUGAAGAUACUGACAUUUCCGUGCUAUCGACGCCAGUAUUCCUGAGCCAUGGCGCAGAUGACCGACGCGUGUCUGUCAGAUUGUUUCGCCGGGCACUACACAUUCUACAGGAUGUCGGCAUAUCUGCGGAAUGGCAAGAAUUCGCCGGCGCAGAGGCAGGAGGCCACUGGAUAAAGCAGCCGGAGGGAAUAGAACAGAUCGUUGAGUUCAUUCAGCGGCAGCUCUGA
This is a messenger RNA of Penicillium cinerascens, 873 nucleotides long. RefSeq lists its product as uncharacterized. The coding region runs from base 1 to 873 and encodes 290 amino acids. The transcript has a single exon. The record is from RefSeq and is a predicted model, not a curated record. NCBI's taxonomy places the organism in Eukaryota, Fungi, Ascomycota, Eurotiomycetes, Eurotiales, Aspergillaceae. Gene Ontology annotation, molecular function: palmitoyl-(protein) hydrolase activity; carboxylic ester hydrolase activity. Gene Ontology annotation, cellular component: cytoplasm. Gene Ontology annotation, biological process: protein depalmitoylation.